Messenger RNA from Saccharomyces mikatae IFO 1815, 840 nucleotides. It is a transcript of the gene YJU2, whose product is annotated as mRNA splicing protein YJU2. Gene Ontology annotation, cellular component: U2-type catalytic step 1 spliceosome. The transcript has a single exon. Gene Ontology annotation, biological process: mRNA splicing, via spliceosome. Bases 1 to 840 code for a protein of 279 amino acids. The record is from RefSeq and is a predicted model, not a curated record. Lineage: Eukaryota; Fungi; Ascomycota; Saccharomycetes; Saccharomycetales; Saccharomycetaceae.
AUGUCUGAAAGAAAAGCUAUAAACAAAUACUACCCUCCGGAUUACAAUCCGUUGGAGGCCGAAAAGUUGUCUAGAAAAAUGGCCAAGAACUUGAAGACCAUGAAUAAGAGCCAUGCAUCGAUUAGAUUAAUGACGCCUUUCAGUAUGAGAUGUCUAGAAUGUAACGAAUAUAUUCCGAAAAGCAGAAAAUUCAAUGGUAAAAAGGAAUUACUAAAGGAGAAGUACCUGGAUUCAAUCAAGAUAUAUAGACUUACCAUUUCAUGCCCGCGUUGCGCCAAUUCCAUCGCGUUCAGGACAGACCCUGGUAAUUCAGAUUAUGUCAUGGAAAUAGGAGGCGUGAGAAACUAUAUUCCGCAGAAACCAAACGAUUCUUCUAACUCCAAAGCGGCUGUCGAAACUGUCGACGAGACUCUACAGCGGUUAGUGAGGGAAAAAGAAAUGGAGCAGAAUGAGAAAAUGGGCAUAAAAGAUAAGGCAGAUGACAAGAUGGAUCUGCUAGAAAAACGGUUGGCUAAAAUUCAACAAGAACAAGAGGAUGACGAAGAACUUGAAAACUUGAGGAAAAGAAAUCUUGAAAUGAGUCAAAGAGCAGAAAUAAUAAGCCGCAGCAAACACUCACAAAAAGAAGGAGUGGCAAUGGCAGAUGAUCUGGACAGUCUCGUGGAACAAGCGUUCGAUAAGCACAGGCAGAGCCCUAGCAAACCUGACAACAACAAGAACGAUAAAAAGAGGACACCAUUGUUCAAUCCUAUAUCCACCAAGGGAAAGAUUCUAAAAAAAAACUCCUCGCGCACUAACCCAUUAGGAAUAGUUGUAAAACGAGGCAGGUCUUUAAAGUGA